UUUCAUACGUAUCAACGAUUGUGUUUUUAGAGUAUUAUUAGACUCUGAAUGAAAUAGUUUUCAUCUGUUUAGUGUUUUACAAUUAUUAUUGGGUAUAAACUACCAUCUAGAGAUGCCUCGCAUGUUUUUAACGUUAGAAGCUGCGUUAGACUAUUUUCAUAGCCUAUCCGAUAGCGAACUCGAUGACACCCAGGAGCCUGAUCUUUGUAUUUUGCCACCUGAUGCAGACGCGAAUCUGAGCGAUGAUGAGCAUAUAAACGACGAAGCCUUAAAUGAAGUUCAUCCACAAGAUGUCUGCGGCAAGAUUGACCUGAUGCUUGACAAAAGCGAUGAAGAUAGAAAUUCAAAUUGUUCAGUUGAUGAGCUUCAUGAUUCAGAAGAUCAAAAGAAAAGCACACCCUCUUGCU
Molecule: messenger RNA, 407 nt
Organism: Parasteatoda tepidariorum (common house spider)
Lineage: Eukaryota; Metazoa; Arthropoda; Arachnida; Araneae; Theridiidae
Source: RefSeq, a predicted model, not a curated record